Aspergillus lentulus is the source of this 846-nucleotide messenger RNA. The record is from RefSeq and is a predicted model, not a curated record. Lineage: Eukaryota; Fungi; Ascomycota; Eurotiomycetes; Eurotiales; Aspergillaceae.
AUGAAUUUUUUACAAACGAUGGUCAUCUGGGCCCCUGCCGUGCUGGUCAUCUUCAGCGUCAUGAUGACCAGCCUCUGUACGAAAUACUACCAAUUCUUCCUCGCUCAAGGGAUCCUCGGCGGCCUUAGCAUGGGCAUGUCGCUCGCUCCUGCGCUCUCCUCCACAGCGCAGUAUUUUCAGAAAAAGCGCGCCGCAGCAAUGGGCAUCACCAUCGCCGGGUCAUCUCUCGGCGGCGUAAUCUUCCCCAUCGCCCUAGACCACAUGCUCUACUCCUCUUUAGGCUUUGCAUGGGCCGUCCGCAUCGUCGGCUUCGUCAUUCUCGGCGUCAUGUCCUUCGCAGUGUUGGGGAUCCGCGCGCGCCUCCCACCCAAGAGACAAAGAUUUCUCAAGGACGAGGCCUUCGAGAAACCAAAGUACGUCGCGACUCUGACCGCGGUCUUCUUCCUCAACGUCGCACCCAGCCUAGCCUUCUACCUCAUCGCAAUCCAAACGCAUCCUCCUUCUUCGGGUCGCUUAGUCCCUGGCGUCAUCGCAGACAAAAUCGGGCCGUACAACAUGCUCUCGACCGUAAGCAUUAUCACCGCCAUCAUGACCUUCUGCUGGAUCCGCAUGACCACCAACGCGAGCAUCAUCGUCUUUUCCGUGCUCUACGGCUUCUUCUCCGGCGGCAUCAUCGGCAUCACCCCCGCCGCAAUUGCCAACUGCGCCGGGCAUCCUCAGGAAAUCGGCACCUACAUUGGAACGGGGAUGGCUGUUAUGUCGGUUGCCACGCUUAUUGGCCCACCGAUUAACGGGCGCUGCUUAAUGACUACGGUGGCUUGGCUUCCUCCAGGUCCAGAACUCUAG